This is a messenger RNA of Nipponia nippon (crested ibis), 678 nucleotides long. The record is from RefSeq and is a predicted model, not a curated record. Lineage: Eukaryota; Metazoa; Chordata; Aves; Pelecaniformes; Threskiornithidae.
AUGCUGGCUGGCAGGGGAAACCUACGCAGCAGGGUGGCCUUGCUGGGAGCCAGGCACCUCCGCGGCCGGAGGCCCUGCCUGCCCCCGAGAGGCAUCGCUGCGGGAAUCAGGCCCCUGCCAAAGCCAGGGAGGAGUGGGUACCAAGGCUCCAUGCCCGUGGGGUCGCCGCUGCCGGGGGCUCGGGGGUGCCCCGCGUCCCGAGGGGUGCUCCCGGCGCUGGGGCUCCAGCCGGCGGAGCCCCGCGCCAUGAAGUCCAAGGGCAAGAACUUGCCGAAGGAGGUGCUGAAGGGGCCGGAGGUGUGCACGGACCCCACCAUGCUCGCCACCUACGCCAUGGGGGUCAAUUACUUCAAGGACGGCCCGGAGGUGGCCCUGAAGCCCGACUCCGAGUACCCCGACUGGCUCUUUAAGAUCCACCUCGGGCCCCCCAAGAAGCUGGAGGAGCUGGACCCCAACUCGAUCGAAUAUUGGAGGCGCCUGCGGAAGUACAACACAUGGCACCGCAACAGGCUGAAGAAGGGCAAGAAGCUGUAGGCGCUGCGGAGCUCAGGACCGCCCUGAGUGCCAGCGCUGGUGCGCCGGGACCAGCUCCCGCUUUCAGUCUCUUCUUCUUGCUAUAAACUUGUAAUAAAUCUCUGGUGAGGCCGAUACCUGUUACGGAGGCUGUGACAGUGCCAG